This is a messenger RNA of Girardinichthys multiradiatus, 1261 nucleotides long. It is a transcript of the gene mrpl3, whose product is annotated as mitochondrial ribosomal protein L3. Gene Ontology annotation, cellular component: mitochondrial large ribosomal subunit; ribosome. Gene Ontology annotation, molecular function: structural constituent of ribosome. Gene Ontology annotation, biological process: translation. The transcript is spliced from 10 exons. Lineage: Eukaryota; Metazoa; Chordata; Actinopteri; Cyprinodontiformes; Goodeidae. Bases 131 to 1174 code for a protein of 347 amino acids. The record is from RefSeq and is a predicted model, not a curated record.
UAUUUUGAUACAGUACGGGAAGUUGCAAGGGUGACAUUUGUAAGUGGACGAAGACGAAAAGCAUGUGUUUCCAUAUUUAAACCGACAGCUUCUUUUAAUUUACAUUUACUGCUCUCAGAUUUAUGUAUGAAUGCGAAUGAGAAGCAUGAUGGCGACGUGGGGCUGUCGGUUUCUUCUCCAGCGGGGAGCUCAGCUCAUUUCUCCUCGGGCAGCGGCUGAAAGCCCUGUCCAAUUGUUGGGUUGUAUCAGGACUGUAAAGACCACCACAUGGUUUGAAGAACACCUUACAGAGGACAACCAGAAGUACAUGAGAAACCUCAUGGCAGAGGAAUACAGAAGUCAGACAGCGGAGAGGCUCAACCCUCUCAAAGAUGAGCCUUGGCCACGACAUGAGUGGACAGAGGGGAGUAGGAGAGUUGGGUUAGUUGCUGUCAAGUUGGGGAUGGCUCCUAUCUGGACUAAAACAGGAGAAAGACACCCAGUCACGUUGUUGCAGGUACAAGAUUGCCACGUAUUAAGGUAUCUCUCCAAAGAAGAGUUUGAUGGCCGCACUGCUGCUCUCGUUGUAGGAGGGAAGAACGUGUCACCAUUCUAUAGGACCGAGAAGGAAAUGGAGAUGUUCAGGAAUGCAGGAGUUCCUCCUAAACAGAAAGUCACCAUCUUUAAAGUGUCAGACAAUGCAAUCAUCAAACCGGGCACUCCUCUGUAUGCAGCACAUUUCCGUCCUGGCCAAUAUGUAGACGUCACAGCUAAAUCUAUCGGUAAGGGUUUCCAAGGUGUGAUGAAGCGAUGGGGAUUCAAAGGUCAGCCAGCUAGCCAUGGUCAAACCAAAACUCAUCGUAGACCAGGAGCUUCUGGACCAGGAGGGGAUCCAGCCAAAGUUUUCAAAGGGAAGAAGAUGCCUGGCAGAAUGGGCAACACGUACAUCACAGCUCACGGUCUGAAGAUAUGGAGGGUGAAUACCAAGUAUAAUGUGCUGUAUGUUCACGGCACUGUCCCCGGUCACAGGAACUGUGUCCUGAAGGUGAGAGACACUGUACUUCCAAGCCGACACUCCACUCUGCUCAGCCCUCCUUUUCCCACCUACUUCACCGAAGAGGAGGGUGAUCUGGAUGAAGAUCUGUUCGAUGAAAACUUGUUCAUUCACACAGAGCCGUCCUUAACGCUGACCUGACCUUAGACUCACUCACACAAAACCCUGGCCAAACCUACUAUAACUAUAUGUGUAUGCUUUAAUAAAAAAAAAACUAUUCCUGAAACC